GGCAAUAUUAAUUAAAUCCGGAGCUUCGUUGGAAAAGAUCAAGGGGAUCCUCACACAAACGGGCGCAACAUUUUGGUGUGUUUUGUAAAAUUUACCCCUUCUAAAUGCAAACCACUCCCCUUGAUAACCAUUCCCCUUGCGCUACUCAAUCUCUCCAACUGAACAACAUAAAUCGUAGGGUAACCCCAAAAGAAAGGAAUACCCCGCUCUCUCUCUUUUAUUCCCCAUGUGAAGACCACAUGCUUUUGUAUCACAUUACCCCCCUCUUCAUUUCCUCUGCUUCUUCCAGUGGCAGCGCUAGCGGUGACCAGAACCGAGAAUGGGGAGAAACGGGCUCCCUUCAAUCUUCAUUGCGGCUGCAAUAUCUCUUCUCUCAGUUCUCGCCCCCGUAUCCUCAUUUGAUUACAAGGACGCCCUAUCAAAAAGCCUUCUGUACUUCGAGGCCCAGCGGUCCGGCCACCUCCCUUACAACCAGCGCGUUCGAUGGCGAGGGCAUUCGGGGCUCACCGACGGGCUCCAACAAGGAGUUGAUCUUGUCGGGGGAUACUACGACGCCGGCGACCACGUUAAGUUCGGCCUGCCGAUCAAGGCUCACACUAGCCCCAACGUGCUCUGGGCCGAGGUAGGAGACGGCGACACAGACCACUACUGCUGGCAGAGGCCUGAGGACAUGACUACAUCGCGUAAAGCGUACAAAAUCGACGCUGAGAACCCAGGGUCGGAUCUCGCAGCGGAGACCGCCGCGGCGAUGGCUGCGGCCUCGGUCGUCUUCAGGAAAUCCGACCCGCAUUACUCUCACCUGCUCCUCCACCACGCUCAACAGCUGUUUGAGUUUGGGGACAGGUACAGAGGGAAGUACGAUAGCAGUGUGGGGGCGGUGAAGAGUUACUAUGCGUCGGUGAGAAAGAAAUACUCUAAUCAGAGUUCCAAUAGAAGUCCAAAACUAUUAAGGAACGACUGA
Molecule: messenger RNA, 961 nt
Organism: Asparagus officinalis (garden asparagus)
Lineage: Eukaryota; Viridiplantae; Streptophyta; Magnoliopsida; Asparagales; Asparagaceae
Product: endoglucanase 11-like
Exons: 5
Coding region: 320-961 (213 amino acids)
Biological process (GO): carbohydrate metabolic process
Molecular function (GO): hydrolase activity, hydrolyzing O-glycosyl compounds
Source: RefSeq, a predicted model, not a curated record